Mus pahari (shrew mouse) is the source of this 1941-nucleotide messenger RNA. RefSeq names its product dual specificity phosphatase 4 (gene Dusp4). The record is from RefSeq and is a predicted model, not a curated record. Gene Ontology annotation, biological process: protein dephosphorylation; negative regulation of MAPK cascade; endoderm formation. NCBI's taxonomy places the organism in Eukaryota, Metazoa, Chordata, Mammalia, Rodentia, Muridae. Gene Ontology annotation, cellular component: nucleus; cytoplasm. The coding region runs from base 448 to 1638 and encodes 396 amino acids. Gene Ontology annotation, molecular function: protein tyrosine/threonine phosphatase activity; MAP kinase tyrosine/serine/threonine phosphatase activity. The transcript has 4 exons.
CCCGGGAGAGCCGGCGAGCAUUAAUAAAUCUCUAAGCCAGAGGAGGAAAACUCUGGCUGGGGCAGUGCGUGCAGCUCCGGCGGCGCAGCGGUGGGGGAAACGGCGGCGCCCACGGCAGGAGCAGCCCUAGCUAGCAAAACACACCAGAGGCGACAAACCGAGAGGAGCCCUCGCUCGUAAACACGCUCCCCUCCUCGGUCGCUUGCCCCGGGUGCCGCGCGCCCGCCAGCUUUGGCGCCAGAGAAGGCUCGGACUGCUAUGUAACGUCGAGGCUGCGGGAGGAGGAGGAGGCAGGAGUGUUAGGGGGAGAAGAGCCUGGGGCCAAGUUUGCGGGUCACUUCGGCAGGCGCCCUCUUAGCCCUCGCCUGGUUCCUUCUUGUUAGCCUAGCUGGCUCGGGUGCCCUUGGCCUUCUCCAGCUCCCCAGCUUGCUACGUUUUGCGGGCGACAUGGUGACGAUGGAGGAACUGCGGGAGAUGGACUGCAGCGUGCUCAAAAGGCUGAUGAACCGGGAUGAGAACGGCGGCGGCGCGGGCGGCAACGGCAGCGGCAGCCACGGCGCCCUGGGGCUGUUGAGCGGCGGCAAGUGCCUGCUGCUGGACUGCAGGCCGUUUCUGGCUCACAGCGCGGGCUACAUCCGAGGCUCGGUGAACGUGCGCUGCAAUACCAUCGUGCGGCGGAGGGCCAAGGGCUCCGUGAGCCUGGAGCAGAUCCUGCCCGCCGAGGAAGAGGUGCGCGCCCGCCUGCGCUCUGGCCUCUACUCGGCUGUCAUCGUCUACGACGAGCGCAGCCCGCGCGCCGAGAGUCUCCGGGAGGACAGCACGGUGUCGCUGGUCGUGCAGGCGUUGCGCCGGAACGCGGAGCGCACAGACAUCUGUCUGCUUAAAGGUGGCUAUGAGAGGUUUUCUUCUGAAUACCCAGAAUUCUGUUCUAAAACCAAGGCCCUGGCCGCCAUCCCACCCCCGGUACCUCCCAGCACCAAUGAGUCCCUGGACCUGGGCUGCAGCUCCUGUGGGACCCCGCUGCACGACCAGGGGGGCCCUGUGGAAAUCCUACCUUUCCUCUACCUCGGCAGUGCCUACCAUGCCGCCCGCAGGGACAUGCUGGACGCUCUGGGGAUCACGGCUCUCCUGAACGUCUCCUCAGACUGCCCCAAUCACUUUGAGGGCCAUUACCAGUACAAGUGCAUCCCCGUCGAAGACAACCACAAGGCCGACAUCAGCUCCUGGUUCAUGGAAGCCAUCGAGUACAUCGACGCAGUGAAGGACUGCCGAGGGCGAGUGCUGGUUCACUGCCAGGCCGGCAUCUCCCGAUCAGCCACCAUCUGCCUGGCCUACCUGAUGAUGAAGAAGCGUGUGAGGCUGGAGGAGGCUUUCGAGUUCGUCAAGCAGCGCCGGAGUAUCAUCUCGCCCAACUUCAGCUUCAUGGGCCAGUUGCUGCAGUUCGAGUCUCAGGUGCUCACCACGUCCUGCGCCGCCGAGGCUGCCAGCCCUUCCGGGCCCCUGCGGGAGAGGGGAAAGGCCACCCCGACCCCCACCUCGCAGUUCGUCUUCAGCUUCCCUGUGUCGGUGGGCGUGCACGCGGCCCCCAGUAACCUGCCGUACCUGCACAGCCCCAUCACCACCUCCCCCAGCUGUUAGGACUCGUCUCCAGACACCAAGUCCAGAGUCGGCCCCCAGUGAGUCGCCAGCAACCUGUGAACAGCGAAUAGGGACUGACCAGUGGGGGACCAGGUGACCAGGCUCCGUCUCCAUCCAUUUCUCCUUGGCCAACCCCAGGGCCAGCUAGAAUGGCAAUAACGACUUUGAAUACACAUUAAAAACAAACACAACUAAACACUCCAACAUAAGCAAUAACGGCAGCUUCCGCUGCCAGAGAAGACUUGGUUUCUGUGUCAGUUUUUACUUUGCAGGUAGAAAUUUACCUCAUUAUUAUUAUUAUUA